Molecule: messenger RNA, 1912 nt
Organism: Dreissena polymorpha
Lineage: Eukaryota; Metazoa; Mollusca; Bivalvia; Myida; Dreissenidae
Exons: 2
Coding region: 732-1733 (333 amino acids)
Source: RefSeq, a predicted model, not a curated record
AUAUCGCAGAUGUAUGCUGUAUGCUGUUGCGUGUCUGUUGUAUUUUUGCAGUCAUAAAAACUAUGUAUAUUUUAAUUAAAGUUGCGUUAAAAAAAAUAUAAGGAUUUAAAAAGGAUUUAAACAUCUGUGUACAUCUCAUAGGGUUAAAUUAUAUAUCAAUUCAAAUGCACAACCCUUUGAGUGUUUAUUUAGGCAUUAACAAUCAAAUUUUAAUAGAAAUUUGAACAAAUUUGCAUUUUGCCUUAAACCCAUAAUUAUUCCUACCCAUUUAAGAUACGUCGCUAUGUUAUUGCUUAACCUUGAGGAAGUGGAGUUCAUAAUCGUUUACCGGCUAUAUAUAUUAUAGAUAACGCAUGCAAACGAAAGUACAGUGUUCUAUUUUCGGAAAUUGAAAAGUGUACACAAGUAUUAACAUUAUUACGCGUUACUGGAAACAGUUAUUAUAAACUAUAAUAUAAAUAUACUAUAAACACAAACAAGGAAGCAUAGCGGUGACGGGAUAUAAGACCUAAAAUUAAUGUAUUAAUGGUCGUUUAAGGCCUACAUCUAGUAGUGAGCAAAACUGGUCGAACAUUUACUAGCCAUAGUGUGUUAAAGUAUUUCUGUUCAACGGCAUUGCAGAUUUUGAAAGAUAAACACAGUGCUUAUCCUGACAAGGAGUCCGCAAUGAAGAUAACGUAUUUUGAUUUGUAAACUUGCUUUAAUAGUUACAUCGGUCAAGGUUAAAAAUAAUGGCCGAUUCCAACGGCUCACACGGUCUGCUAGAGGUGAACUGUCGACCGAACUGGCCCCGGUGGACCUGCAUGGCGGGAAACAUUUGUGGACUCUGCAGCACGGCCAUAUGGUUCAUAGUUCUUCUUCCGCAAGUCUGGAAAAACUUUCGGCGGAAAUCGGUUCGCGGCUUAAGCGUUUUGUGGGCCACCGCCAAUUUCACGGCGUCCCUCAUAAACGUGUUUUUCGUCUUUCGGUACUUGAAGUUGCCACUGUAUUCGCAAAUCAGCGCCGUAUAUAUGCCGGUUUUGGAGUUCGUCCUUCUGCUUCAGUUCUGGAUAUACGGGACCCACAAGCGGAAGUUUAAAAUUGUGUACUCGACCGUGUGCGGUCUUAUAUGGGGUGCACUUAUUGUCGUUGAGCUUCUACUUCCUGUUCAAGAUUUUGCAGAGUACGCCGCCAUCACGCUUUGGUGCAUCGAGACAUUUCCGCAGGUGAUUCUCAACAUGAGGCUGCAGUCGACGAUUGGUCAGGCUACUGGAUCCGUGUUGAUCGCUAUGAUCGGUAAGACGACGGAUUUCCUAGCUACCAACGGACUCGUGAUGCCCCUUCAAUACGUCGUCAUGUGCUACUUCUCGACGGCGGUCGCCUACAUCAACGGUCUGCAAGUCGGCUGGUACUUCGACGUCGAGGAAGUAACUAAUGCGGAGAAGAUCGACCGCUCUGAAAACCGCAUGGAUUCGCAAAUCGAGCGAUACGUUACCAACUUGGAGGAAGCGGAUACUGUAAAGAGAACGUCUCCGUCGCCCCCACGCAGGGCCGUUGCGGUUAUUCGCAUCGCCUUGCUUGCAUUGUUGACAGUUUUGUCUCUCGGUUGUGUGAUAGGGUUCUGUUUGAAUCUGAAUUCAUACUACGGUCUUUUCGCGCCGCUAUCUGUGGCCGCGGUGUUGAUAGUGGCACAAUUGCAUUUAGUUUAUUGUAGAAGCUCCUCGUUUGACAUUAAUCUAGAAACUGUCAAUUAAUCAUUUGAAUAGUGGCCAGCAUUUUCAAUUUUCUAAGAAACUAGUCAAUAACAUGAACACUUUACAUUUAUAUUUCAGUUUUUCCGUAUAUUAAUGUUUUGCUAUGUAUCUUGACGUAGAAAAACAUGCAGGUAAUUAAAUUGUCAUAUUUUGAAUUUGAAUAAAUAUCUAGAUAUUAA